Perognathus longimembris pacificus (Pacific pocket mouse) is the source of this 1490-nucleotide messenger RNA. It is a transcript of the gene Thtpa, whose product is annotated as thiamine triphosphatase. The transcript has 2 exons. Bases 99 to 800 code for a protein of 233 amino acids. Gene Ontology annotation, molecular function: thiamine triphosphate phosphatase activity; magnesium ion binding. Gene Ontology annotation, biological process: thiamine metabolic process; dephosphorylation; thiamine diphosphate metabolic process. The record is from RefSeq and is a predicted model, not a curated record. NCBI's taxonomy places the organism in Eukaryota, Metazoa, Chordata, Mammalia, Rodentia, Heteromyidae.
CCGGUGCGGGCCGCGCUCAGUCCGCCGGCCCAGCGGCCGAGGGGCUCCGCGCGCCCGCCCGCCCGCCCCCCCCGCCCGCCCUCCGGGGCGCCGCCGGGAUGGCCCGCGGCGUGAUCGAGGUGGAGCGGAAGUUCGUGCCGGGGCCGGGCACCGAGGCGCGCCUGCGGGAGCUGGGGGGCACCCUGGCCCACCGGCGGACCUUCCGGGACACCUACUACGACACGGCGGAGCUGCGCCUGAUGCGCGCGGACCGCUGGCUGCGGCGGCGCGAGGGCCGCGGCUGGGAGCUCAAGUGCCCCGGCGGCGCGGGCCUGCCGGGCCCGCACACCGAGUACCUGGAGCUCACGUCCGAGCCCGCCAUCGUGGCCCGGCUCCGGGAGCUGCUGGGGCCCGGCGCGCCGGACGCCGGGCGCGUGGCCGCGGCGCUGGGCCCGCUGGGGCUGCGGGAGGUCGCCAGCUUCGUGACGGAGCGCAGCGCCUGGGAGCUGGCGCCCGCGGGCGCCGAGGCCGGCCCGCCGCUCAGGGUCGACCUGGACACGGCCGACUUCGGCUACGCCGUGGGCGAGGUCGAGGCCCUGGUGCCGGAGGCGGCCCAGGUCCCCGGCGCCCUGGACCGGAUCCUCGGCCUCUGCGGCCUGCUCGGUGUACCAACCCAGGAGAGAGCCCCCGCCAAGCUCAUCGUGUACCUACAGCGCUUCCGGCCUGACGAUUACCAGCGCCUGCUAGAACCCACGGUUCCAGAGAGGCCACCGGGCACGACGCACUCCGACAGCAGCCUGAACGAGGGCGUCGCUUCCUAGAGGGCAAGGGGAAUCGUGGGCCUGCACGGCCCACGCCGGGGCCCACUGUGCCCUCUCCUUCCCGCAGGGCCUCCGCUCCACCGCGCGGGCAGCUCCUGCACCGGCUCCUCCGCUGCCCUUCCUGAGGCUCCCCCCCCCCCCCCCCCCCCCCCCGCCACCGCCGCUCCCUCAUCCGUCAGAUGCAAUCUGCGGGCCGCCCCUCUCCCCGGGCUGCUAAGCAGCCUCCAUUGAUUUCCGCUCGUGUUUAUAGGAUUUCCACUUAGCCGUGAUCAGUAGUUAAGCACAGGAAAAUCCCUUGCCACCCCCCUCCCGUGGUCGAUGCCAUCGAUUCUGCCAGCGGCUCUGAAACCGCCUUCCAGCUGAGGGGCGGCAGCAGGGAUUCCCCUGUCUUGGACGCGGGGAAUAACAGCAAGGUGGGCGGAUUGCUUGGAAAUCCCUGUUAGGAAUCCGGGAAUUCUUUUGGACAGGCUCUCGGCCCAGUCCUCAUCCAGAGAGAAGUGCUUCCCGUGGCCCGGUAAGGGCAGAUGUGUUCUCUGACCCUGAGAGGAGCCGGGGAAAAACUCGAAACAUUCUUGAGGCAAGUUCCCCAGGUUCCAGAAGGAUUCGUCCUUCCUGCUCGCACCGAGAGCCUCUGCCCUUGCUGGGAUCCGCAUACGUUUUCCACCGCAAAUACACUGAAAUCGUGGCUUU